AUGGCGGGGAUAAGUAACGCUGUGUUGGUUCAAAGCAUUCGAAAAAUACUCAAAGGCGCGGACUUGUCUUCACUCUCAGCAAAAAAAGUUCGAAGAAAACUCGAAGAAAAAUUCGGGGCUGAUUUGACAGAUCGAAAAAAAGAAAUCGAUAAGAUUUUGAUGAAAUUAAUUAGUGAAGAAGAUGAAGAACAAAGUGAAGCUGAAAGUGAAGAACAGCAGGAAGACAGAGGAUCAUUUGAAAAUGAUGAUGAUGAUGAUGAUGAUGACAAUGAUGAUGACAAUGAUGAUGACCGUAAAGACUGCUCUAAACAGAACUCUGCCAGUAAUGGUCUAAGUGAUCAGUCAAUGGAUGAAGACGAAGAUCAAGAAGAGGAGGAAGAGGAAGGACAAUCAAAUCAGUCACAAUCAGAUGACAGCCAUAGCAAGAAAGAAAAACAUGGCAAGUCUCAUCACAGUGACAAAAAAAAUGACUCUGAAUUGAAUGAUGAACAACUUGCUAAGAAACUUCAAGAGGAGGAAAAUAAUUUCCGGUCUCGACCUAGAUCUGUGAAAAGAGUUCCAGCUCCUCCAAAAAAGGAAAGGAAGACAAAGGAGGGCAAAGCUCGAGUAUCCAUUUACAGCAAGCCAUGUAUAUUAUCAGGGGAGCUUGCAUCUGUUAUGGGAACAGACAGAAUGGCAAGAAAAGACGUUGUUAAAAGAAUGUGGGAAAUUGUCCGAGAAAGGAAAUUAGAGGAUCCCAAAAAUAAACAAUUCAUGCUUUGUGAUGAACAAUUACAGAGGGUGUUUGGUCGAAAACGGGUGCGGACAUUUGGCAUGAUGAAACACCUGAAAAGUCACAUUAAGGAUGCUGUUGACUAA
Acanthosepion pharaonis is the source of this 858-nucleotide messenger RNA. The record is from the annotation of a GenBank genome assembly. NCBI's taxonomy places the organism in Eukaryota, Metazoa, Mollusca, Cephalopoda, Sepiida, Sepiidae.